GCUCGAUUGGAUCAUUUCGUAAGCGGCGGCAAACCUGUGGCGGCCUCCCUCUCUCCUCUGCGUCUCUGAGAGAGGCAAUCCGAAUGCCUCCUUCCGUUAUCCAAACGCCCCGAUUCCUCCUCCACCACCAUCAUCACCACCACCGCCACCAAUGGCGUUUCCCACUCCCCUCCGCUUCAGACGCUCUCCACUCCCGCCGUCGUCUCCCCAGAAGGCCUCCUCCCUCCCACUCUUGGGUCAGGGCGUCUCACUCCCUGCCCGACACUCAAACACUCGUCUCUUCCUCCUCAAGCGCGAGCUCUAGCCCCCACCCCUCCUCCGAGAUUCUUCGGACCAGGGAAGCCCUCGUCUCCCGCCAGAAGACGGCCGUCGAGGUCGUGGAGGAGUACCUGGACAGGCUGCGGCGGACGGAGCCCCUUCUCCGAUGCUUCCUCCACGUCGCCACCGAGGCCGCCCUCCGGGAGGCGGAGGACCUCGACCGGAGAAUCGCCGGGGGCGAGGAGGUCGGGGAGCUGGCCGGCGUUGUCGUCGCUGUGAAGGACAACCUCUGCACUGCGAAUAUGCCGUCCACGGCAGGGUCGAGGAUCCUUGAGGGUUACCGCCCCCCUUUCGAUGCUACUGCUGUGCGGAGGAUGCGGGAGCGCGGAGCUAUUGUGGUUGGAAAGACGAAUAUGGAUGAGUUCGGGAUGGGGAGCAGCACAGAGGGCUCCGCUUUCCAGGCAACUCUGAACCCUUGGGAUACAUCUCGUGUUCCUGGCGGAUCAUCCGGUGGAUCUGCUGCUGCUGUUGCUGCACGACAAUGUGUCAUUUCUUUGGGAAGUGACACUGGUGGAAGUGUCAGACAGCCUGCAUCCUUUUGUGGCGUUGUGGGAAUAAAACCAACGUAUGGACGAGUUUCUCGCUUUGGGCUCAUGGCAUAUGCAUCGUCACUGGAUGUUGUUGGGUGUUUUGGUUCUUCAGUUGUUGACAGUGCAAUCCUUCUCCAGGUGAUAUCUGGCCAUGACAAGAUGGAUGCCACGAGUAGUAAGCAUGAUGUUCCCAAAUAUGCAUCUGAGCUUUCACCUAAAGAGUACCUGGAAUCGAAACCUUUGAAGGGAUUAAGAGUUGGUGUCAUCCGUGAAACGUUAGGGGAGGGUGUGGAUUUAAGUGUAGCAUCCUCAGUUCAGGGUGCUGUUUCACACUUGGAAGAGCUUGGAGCUGCAGUAAGGGAGGUAUCUGUGCCCUCUUUUGAUCUUGGGUUACCGGCAUAUUACAUCUUGGCAUCAUCUGAAGCUUCUUCUAAUUUGUCACGUUAUGAUGGUGUAAGAUAUGGAAAUCAGGUUUCAGCUGGUGAGCUUCGUUCUGUCUAUGGAAAUUCACGGGCCAAUGGAUUUGGUCCUGAGGUCAAAAGGCGAAUAUUGAUGGGAACAUAUGCUCUUUCUGCUGGAUAUUUUGAUGCAUACUACAAACGGGCACAGAAGGUAAGGACUCUCGUCCAGAAAAGCUUCAAGGCAGCGUUAGAUGAAAAUGACCUACUUGUUUCCCCUGCUGCUCCAACAGUUGCAUAUAAAAUAGGUGAAAAAGCGAAUGACCCUUUGGCAAUGUAUGCUGGUGAUAUCAUGACAGUAAAUGUGAAUUUGGCUGGAUUGCCUGCUUUGGUCCUGCCAUGUGGGCUGGUUGAAGUCAACAACACAAGUCUUCCUGUAGGUCUUCAGAUGAUUGGUGCAGGAUUUGAUGAGGCAACAUUAUUGAGAGUUGGACACAUAUUCGAACAGACACGUCAGAGCUCACAAUUUAUCCCGCCUAUGUUGGCAGAUGAUUUUGUAUCCUAACACCUGCAUGUCUAGAAGGGUGGCGAAGCCUGAUACACCAUAAUGAAACUUUGGCGAAGGUCUGUCAUCUACUGGCACCUUAUUAUCCAAAGAAUGGAAACCAAAAGUGCUCGAAGAUGGACUUUUGGCUGAACACCUGUUUGAAUGAACCUACUUCAGGAAGCUGCUCAAACUAGAGAUUCAGCAUUUUCGUUAAGAUUGUACAGGGUCUCGUUAGGCAGGUGCCAUUUUAGUGGCUUAUUUAGUUUAGUCUUCAUUUCUGCAUUUGAUCAGCUAUUGCUUUUAUGAUGCCUUGAUCGGUUUUAGUUAUAUCAACCUAACAGUGUAAGCUCUUCCUGCGCAAUAAGGGAAAUGGCCAUGGUUUUGAGUCAUGAAGCGCUAGAAUUACCACCUUUUUGUGGUGGGUUGAGGUUAAGAUUAGGAGAUGCCAUACUCAGUAGGUUGAUUCAGAUUCUUGUUGCCAUUUUCGAAAUUCUUUCUGUACGCCUUAACUUUGCCGUAUAAGGCCAGUGUAUGAUUUUAUUUGGAGUUGAAAUUGAGAGGGUAAAUUUGGCA
Messenger RNA from Nymphaea colorata (pocket water lily), 2366 nucleotides. Its product is annotated as glutamyl-tRNA(Gln) amidotransferase subunit A, chloroplastic/mitochondrial. The transcript is spliced from 11 exons. Bases 84 to 1811 code for a protein of 575 amino acids. NCBI's taxonomy places the organism in Eukaryota, Viridiplantae, Streptophyta, Magnoliopsida, Nymphaeales, Nymphaeaceae. Gene Ontology annotation, cellular component: glutamyl-tRNA(Gln) amidotransferase complex. The record is from RefSeq and is a predicted model, not a curated record. Gene Ontology annotation, molecular function: glutaminyl-tRNA synthase (glutamine-hydrolyzing) activity. Gene Ontology annotation, biological process: translation.